Messenger RNA from Meloidogyne enterolobii, 824 nucleotides. The record is from the annotation of a GenBank genome assembly. Lineage: Eukaryota; Metazoa; Nematoda; Chromadorea; Rhabditida; Meloidogynidae.
AGAUUUUAUUUUUUUGCAAAAUGUCUGAAAGUUCAACAAAUUCUGAUUUUGAUUUAGUGGAUAAUAAUGAUAUUGAUAUUCAAACAAAGCUUAACAAUCUUUUAAUUGAAUUUAAUGAAGAGAAGGAGAAGAAUGUUAAACUUCAAGAACAAAUGAAUGAGAUUAAUGCUUCGUAUGAGAAAAAUAUGGGAGAAUUAAAAAAUAAAUUGGAACGUUUAAGUAAAAAUUGUAAACGAGCGGGAUUGCGCAUUCCUAUUCCUUUUUCCCAAAAGUUUGGAAUCCUUAACAUUAUUUUAAUAUUUUUAGGUUUUAAUAAGUACGUCGAUGUUUGUACUCAAAAUAAUUUUAUUAAACCAGAAGAAGAAUGCAAUAACUAUUCUUUGUUUUAUUUUGAAGUUAAAGUUAAAAUAGAAGGAGAGAAAAAUGGCUAUAAUACCUGGUUAAAUAUUGGUCUUAAAAAUGGUAUUUCGGGUCCAAUUAGUUUGCGUCCAGGGGAUGGAGUAAUUGAAAAUGAAAGAUGUGAAGUAUUUAAAAUUGAAGAGUUUUCUUGGAUCGAUGGAGAUAUAUUUGGUUGUGGAUUAGUUUAUCCACCAAAGAAUAAAUCUGAAAAGUUUCCAUAUAUUUUCUUUACUCAAAAUGGAAAUCAAAUUGGUAAAGCGAUUUUAUUGAGAGAUAAUUUUGACCCUUUUAAACCAUAUGUUUGUUCAAGGUGUUGUUCUGCGGAAGCAAAUUUUGGAAAUAAUUUGGAAACUAAACCUUUCUGUUAUGAUAUUACGAAAAAUUUUGUGAUUAAAGAAUUUUAUGAAGAUUCUGAAGUUGAUUGA